Messenger RNA from Dentiscutata erythropus, 1374 nucleotides. NCBI's taxonomy places the organism in Eukaryota, Fungi, Glomeromycota, Glomeromycetes, Diversisporales, Gigasporaceae. The record is from the annotation of a GenBank genome assembly.
AUGGCCGCGGUUACUCGCGAAGUUGAAGCUUGGAACAGUAAUCUUAACACUUCUUUACAAGAAGAAGAUAAGGAGAUUUAUGAUUUAAUUCAAAAAGAAAAGUAUAGACAGUUCUCUGGUCUGGAAUUGAUUGCAUCUGAGAAUUUUACCUCUCUUUCUGUUAUGGAAGCAAAUGGGUCACCAUUGACAAAUAAAUAUUCUGAGGGUCUUCCAGGUGCUCGUUAUUAUGGUGGUAACGAAUAUAUCGAUCAAGUUGAAAAUCUAUGUCGCAAAAGAGCUUUGCAAGCUUUCCAAUUAAAUUCAGAAGAAUGGGGUGUAAAUGUACAACCUUAUUCAGGAAGUACCGCGAAUUUUUGUGCUUUAACAGCUCUGCUUCAACCUCACGAUCGAUUGAUGGGCUUAGAUUUACCCUCGGGAGGGCAUUUGACUCAUGGAUGGCAAACCUCAAAGAAAAGAAUUUCAUCAUCUUCAAUAUAUUUUGAAUCAAUGCCUUAUCGUUCUAAUCCGGAAACUGGAUACAUUGAUUAUGAUAAACUCGAAGAAAAUGCCAAUCUUUUCCGCCCCAAACUAAUUAUCUGUGGUGCGAGUGCAUAUCCACGUGACUUUGAUUACGUCAGACUUAGAAAGAUUGCCGAUCAACAUAGUGCAUAUUUAAUGGCAGAUAUUGCACACAUUAGUGGUUUGGUUGCAACUCGUGAAGCAAAUAAUCCUUUUGAAUUAUGUGAUGUUGUCACAACAACUACACACAAAACUCUAAGAGGACCUCGUGCUGGCUUGAUUUUUUUCAGAAAAAAAAAAAAUGAAGAUUUGGAAAAUCGCGUAAACAAUGCAGUUUUUCCUUCUAAUCAAGGAGGGCCACAUAAUAAUACCAUUGCUGCCGUUGCAGUUGCCCUUAAGCAGGUAGCCACUCCUGAAUUUAAACAAUACGCCAAACAAGUUCGUGCUAAUGCUAAAGCUUUAGGUGACGCACUUUUAAGUCAUGGUUACAAAUUAGUGACAGAUGGGACGGACAAUCAUUUAAUCCUUUGGGACUUGAAACCUCUUAAAUUAACUGGUAGUAAAGUUGAGAAGAUUUGUGAUAUGGUCAAUAUAACACUUAAUAAAAACUCUGUCCUCGGUGACGUAAAUAUGGUUUCUCCAGGUGGUGUACGUAUUGGUACGCCCGCUUUGACAUCGAGAAGUUUUAAAGAAGAAGAUUUCGUGAAGGUGGCUGAGUACUUGCAUCGUGUGGUACAAAUUGCCGUUCAGGUCCAGGAAAAAGCAGGUAGCAAAAUGAUGAAAGAUUUUGUUGUCGCAUGUCAGGAUGUCGAAGAAAUUUCUGCUCUAAAAAAAAGAAGAUUUGAUCCAACCAAUAUUUCUCCUGUUGAAAGUUAA